Molecule: messenger RNA, 2384 nt
Organism: Vicugna pacos (alpaca)
Lineage: Eukaryota; Metazoa; Chordata; Mammalia; Artiodactyla; Camelidae
Gene: PLPPR3
Product: phospholipid phosphatase related 3
Biological process (GO): phospholipid dephosphorylation; phospholipid metabolic process; signal transduction
Cellular component (GO): plasma membrane
Molecular function (GO): phosphatidate phosphatase activity
Source: RefSeq, a predicted model, not a curated record
CUCCUUCUCCCGGGCCUCAGUUUCCCCGAGCGGUUCCUGCGCAUCCCGGCCCGCCCCUCCCCUGCAGGCGCCGGGCACCGGGUCCCGCCAGGGCUCAGACUGCGCCUCCCCUCCUCCAGCGCGGCUUUGUCCCCUCCAGCCGCGGCCUCUGGCGCCCGCAGCACCAUGAUCUCGACCAAGGAGAAGAAUAAAACCCCGAAGGACAGCAUGACGCUUCUGCCUUGCUUCUACUUCGUGGAGCUGCCCAUAGUGGCGUCCUCCAUCGUGUCCCUCUACUUCUUGGAGCUGACCGACCUCUUCAAGCCGGCCAAGGUGGGUUUCCAGUGCUACGACCGCACACUUUCCAUGCCCUACGUGGAGACCAGCGAGGAGCUCAUCCCCCUGCUCAUGCUGCUCAGCUUGGCCUUUGCUGCGCCUGCAGCCUCGAUCAUGGUCGGCGAGGGCACGCUGUACUGCCUGCAGUCCCGGCUGUGGGGCCGCAGUGGGGGCCCCGGUGGGGCUGAGGGCAGCAUCCACGCCGGCGGCUGCAACUUUAACUCCUUCCUUCGGAGGACAGUGCGGUUCGUGGGCGUCCACGUGUUCGGCCUGUGUGCUACAGCCCUGGUGACCGACGUCAUCCAGCUGGCCACAGGCUACCACGCGCCCUUCUUCCUGACGGUCUGCAAGCCCAACUACACCCUGCUGGGCACGUCGUGUGAGGCCAGCCCCUACAUCACGCAAGACAUCUGCUCCGGCCACGACACCCACGCCAUCCUGUCUGCACGGAAGACCUUCCCAUCCCAGCACGCCACCCUGUCCGCCUUUGCUGCCGUCUACGUGUCGAUGUACUUCAACUCUGUCAUCUCGGACACCACCAAGCUGCUGAAGCCCAUCCUGGUGUUCUCCUUUGCCAUCGCGGCGGGCGUCUGCGGCCUCACCCAGAUCACGCAGUACCGCAGCCACCCCGUGGACGUCUACGCUGGCUUCCUCAUCGGUGCCGGCAUCGCUGCCUACCUGGCCUGCCACGCGGUGGGCAACUUCCAGGCCCCGCCUGCAGAGAAAUCUGUGGCCCCAGCGCCUGCCAAGGACGCGCUGCGGGCGCUGACCCAGCGGGGCCACGACUCGGUGUACCAGCAGAACAAGUCCGUGAGCACGGAUGAGCUGGGCCCACCUGGGCGGCUGGAGGGCGUGCCCCGACCCGUGGCCCGCGACAAGACCUCACUGGGCAGCCUGAAGCGGGCCAGUGUGGACGUGGACCUGCUGGCCCCUCGCAGUCCCAUGGGUAAGGAGAACAUGGUGACCUUCAGCCACACGCUGCCCCGCGUCAGCACACCCUCGCUGGACGACCCCGCCCGCCGCCACAUGACCAUCCACGUGCCCCUCGAUGCCUCACGCUCCAAGCAGCUCAUCAGCGAGUGGAAGCAGAAGUCGCUGGAGGGCCGUGGCCUGGGGCUGCCGGAUGAGGGGCACCUGCACGCGCCCGCGGAGCCCAUGGCAGAGGAGGAAGAGGAAGAGGAGGAGGAAGAGGAAGAGGAGGAGGAGGAGGAGGAGGAGGAAGGGGAGGAAGGAGGUCCGGCCCCGCCUUCACUCUACCCCACUGUCCAGGCCCGUCCAGGGCUCGGGCCGCGGGUCAUUCUCCCGCCGAGGGCCGGGCCACAGCCACUGGUGCACAUCCCUGAGGAGGGGGCCCAGGCGGUGGCUGGCCUAUCCCCUAAGAGCAGCGCGGCCGUGAGGGCCAAGUGGCUCAUGAUGGCUGAGAAGAGUGGGUCCACUGUGGCCACGGCCUCUGCCCAGCCCCGUGUAGCCAACCCGCCCCGGCUGCUGCAGGUCAUUGCCAUGUCCAAGGCACCAGGUGGGCCUGGCCCCAAGGCAGCCGAGACAGCCUCGUCCUCUAGCGCCAGUUCCGACUCCUCACAGUACAGGUCACCGUCAGACCGCGACUCAGCCAGCAUCGUCACCAUCGACGCGCACGCACCUCACCACCCCGUGGUCCACCUGUCCGCGGGUAAUGGGCCCUGGGAGUGGAAGGCAGCUGGUGGUGGGGCCAAGGGGCCGGAGGGCCAAGGCGGCUAUGAGCUGGGGGACCUGGCUCACGGCUUCCGCGGGGGGCCCAAGCCACCAGGUGUGUCCCCAGGCUCGUCUGUCAGUGACGUGGACCAGGAGGAGCCACGGUUUGGGGCCGUGGCCACUGUCAACCUGGCCACAGGUGAGGGGCUGCCCACCCUGGGAACAGCCGACGGGGCUCUGGGGCCGGCCAGCCGGGAGUCCACGCUGCGGCGCAAAGCAGGCGGUCUGGUGCUGGGCGAGCGGGAGGCCUCGGCUGGGGCGGAGGCGGAAGCCUACUACCGCAAGAUGCAGGCGGCCCGCAGGUUCAAGGACUGAGGGCUGGGCGCAGGGUGGGCGGG